Messenger RNA from Macaca mulatta (Rhesus monkey), 4927 nucleotides. The record is from RefSeq and is a predicted model, not a curated record. NCBI's taxonomy places the organism in Eukaryota, Metazoa, Chordata, Mammalia, Primates, Cercopithecidae.
AUGGUUUUAGUAAAUGUAUUUUCAUAUUGGCUUAUCAGCAUUCUUUUCUGAAUCAGUAUCUCUAGAGUUUUUCUUAGUCUCUCUCCAUUGUAGUGCAAAAUAAUUCUUUUCUUUUUUUCGAAAGGGGUGGGUAGUAGUAGAUAGAGCUCUCCUGGUGUGCUAGCAAAUAAUGACGUGUUUGUUUAAUUGUAGAAUCUUAUAUACCAGUAAAGUUCACACUGUGCAGUUUCAGAUUUACAGAUUAUUCAUCCUCUACCCCAGUUCCUGUUAUUUCUGCACAUUUGACCGUUUGCUUCAGCAAAGUGACACAUUUUCAGUGUCCUGUGCAAACUAAGCUCCAUUCCUUAUUCUAGGCAAAACUUUCUUUUUCAUGACACCCAUCUGUAAUGCUUUGCUGCCUCUCCUUUAGUUGCUUGAACGCAACCCGUUAAUCUAGGACUAGUUAGCCUAAGUCCUUCCUGUAUGCUUUUCUCAACCGUUCUCACUGAUACCAAUUUUCUCAAAAGUGCUAUAGCAUAUGCCACUCAUCUGAGGAUUUAAUAAUAUACUGUCUUAUCAAUUACUUGUUAUAUGUGAGUGUUUUGGCUGUCUAAACUGCAAGCUUGUAUAUAGAGUGGGGUUCACAUCCUGUAAAAAUAAAUUAUUAGCAGAAUCCUUAGCACUUAACAUUAUCACAUCCUUUUGGUAGUCUGACAAAAUUCUAAUAACUGUUUUAACUGCUUAAGCUAGUCAGGUAAGAAGUUAUUUUAUCUUUAAUCCCAAGUACCAAAUAAUUAUCAGUUAGAUAAAUAGAGUUAACAAUAGAGUCACAAAAUAAGAAUUACUAAUUUUAAAUUCCAAAAUGUUUAGGGAGGACUGAUUCCUUCCAUAAAUAUUUUAGUAAUCUUUUUAUCCUUUGCCAAUCUUUUCGGCCUGUCAUUUUACCAGCAAACUUUUUCUGCUUUUAAGAACUCUGUGCCAUUGAUCUUUCUCACUUUUUCAGUCCCUAGGAUAUUCACAUCAUCGGACAUUGCCCUUUAUCACUGGUUUUCAAAGAUGAUCCCCAGGUCUACCUCCAUCAGAAUCAUAUAGAGUGCUUAUUAAAGAAUUCUAAUGAAUCACUGAUUGACCAGCACUAUUUUACCAGUUGGAAUGCAUUAUCAGAAAUGGGCAUAGUGCUUUUAGAUCCAACAUGUAACAGAUGGAUGUUACUGCAUGCUGAUUACUUCUUCGAGCCAGUACUUUUUUGAUUGUGUAGGAUCUUUGUCUCUUCAUCUUUGAAUUCAAUUACUGGAAAAUAAAAGGAGUUCAUGUAGUUUUUGUCCAGGCUUGAGUCACCAUGAGUAGUAGUUUAGGAAAAGAAAAAGACUCUAAAGAAAAAGAUCCCAAAGUACCAUCAGCCAAGGAAAGAGAAAAGGAGGCAAAAGCUUCUGGAGGUUUUGGGAAAGAGAGCAAAGAAAAAGAACCUAAGACCAAAGGGAAAGAUGCCAAAGACGGAAAGAAGGACUCCAGUGCUGCCCAACCAGGGGUGGCAUUUUCAGUUGACAAUACGAUCAAACGGCCAAACCCAGCACCUGGGACUAGAAAAAAAUCCAGCAAUGCAGAGGUGAUUAAAGAACUCAACAAAUGCCGGGAAGAGAAUUCAAUGCGUUUGGACUUAUCCAAGAGAUCUAUACACAUAUUGCCAUCAUCAAUCAAAGAGUUGACUCAAUUAACAGAACUUUAUUUAUACAGUAACAAAUUGCAGUCCCUCCCAGCAGAGGUGGGGUGUUUAGUAAAUCUCAUGACAUUGGCUCUAAGUGAAAAUUCACUUACCAGUUUGCCUGACUCUCUUGAUAACUUGAAGAAGCUGCGGAUGCUUGAUUUACGGCAUAAUAAACUGAGAGAAAUUCCUUCAGUGGUGUAUAGGCUGGAUUCUCUCACCACUCUUUACCUUCGCUUUAAUCGUAUAACUACUGUGGAAAAGGACAUCAAAAACUUGUCAAAACUCAGCAUGCUUAGCAUUCGAGAGAACAAAAUUAAACAACUACCUGCUGAAAUUGGUGAAUUAUGUAACCUCAUUACGCUGGAUGUAGCUCACAAUCAACUUGAACACCUUCCAAAGGAGAUUGGAAACUGUACACAGAUAACCAACCUUGACUUGCAGCACAAUGAACUGCUAGAUCUCCCAGAUACUAUAGGAAACCUGUCCAGUUUAAGUCGUCUUGGUCUGAGAUAUAACAGACUGUCAGCAAUACCCAGAUCAUUAUCAAAAUGCAGUGCACUUGAAGAAUUAAAUUUAGAGAACAAUAACAUUUCUACUUUACCAGAGAGUCUUUUAUCAAGUCUUGUGAAACUGAAUAGUUUGACCUUAGCUAGGAAUUGCUUCCAGUUAUAUCCAGUGGGUGGUCCAUCUCAGUUUUCUACCAUCUAUUCCCUCAACAUGGAACACAAUCGAAUCAAUAAAAUUCCAUUUGGAAUUUUCUCCAGAGCUAAAGUAUUAAGUAAGCUGAAUAUGAAGGACAAUCAAUUAACAUCACUUCCCUUGGAUUUUGGAACUUGGACCAGUAUGGUAGAAUUGAAUUUAGCCACUAAUCAGCUCACAAAGAUCCCUGAGGAUGUGUCUGGUCUCGUUUCUCUUGAGGUUCUUAUCUUAUCAAACAAUCUUCUAAAGAAGCUUCCCCAUGGUCUUGGAAACCUUAGGAAGUUAAGAGAGUUAGAUCUGGAAGAGAACAAAUUGGAAUCCUUGCCAAAUGAAAUUGCAUAUCUUAAGGAUUUACAGAAAUUAGUCUUGACAAACAACCAGUUGACCACUCUUCCCAGAGGCAUUGGUCACCUUACUAAUCUCACACAUCUGGGUCUUGGAGAGAACCUACUUACUCACCUUCCUGAAGAAAUUGGUACACUGGAGAACCUAGAAGAACUGUAUUUGAAUGACAACCCUAACCUGCAUAGCCUUCCCUUUGAGCUGGCACUCUGCAGCAAGCUUUCAAUCAUGAGUAUUGAGAACUGUCCACUCAGUCACCUUCCACCUCAGAUUGUUGCUGGGGGGCCUUCUUUCAUCAUUCAGUUCUUAAAGAUGCAGGGUCCGUAUCGUGCCAUGGUCUGAUACAAAUCUGCUGGUCCCACACACUGUUCAAAAAUAGACUGCCAUUAAUGUUUCUUAUCUAUAUCUGUAUCUAUUUAUGUAGAUAUUGGUAUAUGGCAGAUUUAUAAAAAUUGCAUUAUGUGUUUAUGCUAAUAGAGGAAUCAUAGCCAUUUAGAAUUUUUUUUAAAUUCUGUACAAAAGGCUUAUAUAAGUUUUCUUUGCUGAAUAUGAUGGAUGUUUUUCUGUUGUGUAUUCUGAUAUGCCAGUUUGCUUAAAACAUUUGCCAACAAAUUAUGAAGUUAUUAAAUUUAAGGGACAGAGGUAGUAUAGUUAGAUAUACUUUCUCUUAGGAAAAAUAAUGGGCAAACAAUUUUGUUGCAACUUUUCAUAUAUAUUUUCCCCUUACCAAUUGUUGUAUCUUUAUAGUAUUGUAGGCCCUGAAAGUAGAAUUUUUCUUUAACUUAUUUUGAGAUUUGAGAUUUAAAUUUUAUGUAUUGUUUACAGUCAGAGUAAAUCACUGGAUUUUUUGUUUGUUUGUUUUGAUUUGCUCUGUUUUAUUCAGUCAAAUCUAGAGUUUGAAUCCUCUGCUAAAGAAUUUGCAUCAGCUGGUUUAAAUAGUGAAAGGUAUUUGCUUGUUAAAAAAAAAAAAACCAAAAACUGGCAAAGUGAAAAGUUACAGUCGAAAAUCUAGAAUUUCUUUAAUUAUGCUUCUCUGACGAGUUGUGAAGCGAACUACCUGAAGUGAAUCUUUGAGUAGGAGAAAGGGUAUUGAGACCUUUUCUAGUAUGAAUAUUUUUUAAGUUUGGGGGAAGAGAAACUUGUAGUGAAAAGGAGUUUUUUCAUUCCUGAAAGUUGCAGAUCCACAAAAACUAACAGGAUAAUUUGGCAAAUAAAUUACAUAUAAACACACACAAUCUAUAUAUGUAUAUACAAUGCUAUAUAGAUAUGUAUUUAUUAUAUCAUAAACUACAGUAGGUAACUUUAAGGAUUUCUUCCUAUCCUUGUACAAUGACAUGAAUGUCUUUCUUUGAAAACUGCAAUAUAUGUAUGUUUCAAGGUUAUUUAACAGUGUACUAUGGUUUUAUAUCUUGACUUGCCUUGUACAUCUUUCAAUUCUGGAAUAUCUGUGUCUAAGCACAAUAUCUUCACACUGUGCUGUAUUGCUGCUGAACUAAAUGCACUUUUCCCCACAUGUGGGGCACUGGCUUCAAACAAUUCAGUUCAGUAUCAUUACUUUUAAUCUCAUCUUUCCUUUCUUGGUAUUUGUUAAUACAGUUAUGGAAAAGAGGCACAUUGCAUAGAAGCCAUUGGGGAGUUCAGUGGAAGUUCUGUAAGAUGUGCAUGUACUAUUUGAUAUAUUUUCUUUUGCUUCACUGCUUUUAAUACUUAGCAGUAUUGUUGGUCUAAGUCAAUUUGAUUAUUGAGGAGUCUCAGAGCAAGUUGCGUUCUGGAUGUCAUCCUAAAAAACACUUCAUAUAUAAUUAAUAACUAUUUUGUAUAAUUACAUAUUGCUGCUUGUGUUUUUUUUUUUCCAUUUAGUUGGGCGUUGUGUUUUACACAAAACCAUUUUUGAAUUAAGGCUGUGAUAUUAAGAUAGAAAUUUGGACUGUUGUUCUGCUUUUCCUGGCACUCAAAUUCAUGACUAGGUUUUAGAUCAAACCUAUGUUUGUAAUUAGAGAUUUUAUAAGGAUCAACUAAGAAAUGGAAGGCAGGUGAAGAUAUAAAACCCUAGAAUGCUUAAAUGUGCUGUAAAACUAUUGUAGAUGUCACUGGAUUUUACCAAGUAAUAUCCUUUCUUCUUUUUUUUUCCCCCAUCUACUGUGGCUUUUCAGUUAAAAUUUUGUUUAUAAAAGGAAUUUGUUUAUUACAGCUCUACCUAGA